AUGGUUUUUGCUCACAGAAUGGAUAACAGCAAGCCGCCUUUGGUUAUUCCUACACUUCUGGUGCCCCUUCAAAACCACAGCUGCUCUGGAACAGCCACACCUCAGCCAAGCCAUGACCUGACGGAAUUCUCUGAGGAGCACAGCUGGAUGAGCAACAGAACAGAACUUCAGUAUGGACUGAAACCCGGGGAGGUGGCCACAGCCAGCAUUUUCUUUGGGACUUUGUGGUUGUUUUCUAUUUUGGGCAACUCUCUGGUUUGUUUGGUCAUCCACAGGAGUAGAAGGACUCAGUCCACCACCAACUACUUUGUGGUCUCCAUGGCAUGUGCUGAUCUUCUCAUCACCAUUGCCAGCACACCCUUCGUCCUGCUCCAGUUCACCACUGGAAGGUGGACACUGGGCAGUGUGAUGUGCAAGGUCGUGCGAUAUUUUCAGUAUCUCACUCCAGGCGUCCAGAUCUACGUUCUUUUCUCCAUCUGCAUAGACUGGUUCUACACCAUUGUCUAUCCUCUGAGCUUCAAGGUGUCCAGAGAAAAAGCCAAGAAAAUGAUUGCAGCAUCAUGGGUCUUUAAUGCGGCUUUUGUGACCCCCAUGUUCUUUUUCUUUGGCUCCAACUGGGACAGUCAUGACAGGUAG
Messenger RNA from Otolemur garnettii (small-eared galago), 636 nucleotides. It is a transcript of the gene GPR19, whose product is annotated as G protein-coupled receptor 19. Gene Ontology annotation, molecular function: G protein-coupled receptor activity. The record is from RefSeq and is a predicted model, not a curated record. The coding region runs from base 1 to 636 and encodes 211 amino acids. Gene Ontology annotation, biological process: G protein-coupled receptor signaling pathway. Lineage: Eukaryota; Metazoa; Chordata; Mammalia; Primates; Galagidae. Gene Ontology annotation, cellular component: plasma membrane. The transcript has 2 exons.